CGACACUGAUAAACCAUCAAUUGUAUUCUUUACCUGGUCUGCCUGAUAUUCAAUUCUGUGACAGCCUUGCCGAUAAGCAGAACUCUUGCCAUCUUCAAUUCUAGCGCCGCGUCAACGCUUACGAAAUAUAGGUCAUCUUGAUGACCUGUACCACGUAGGCCUGACUGCAUAAAGGAACGUCUCGGCACCGUGGGCUUAUCGCCGUGUCUUCCCGCCUUCUGUGUGCCGCAUCCCAUCGCUGGCACGGUACGCUUUGUUGACUCUCAGUCUACGCUCUGGACCAAGGUAGCUCGGUUUCCCUACUCGCACAAUCGCCUCAUACGUCACUCGCCCAGCAACAAUUGCCGACGAAGGAUGCCGCCGAACGCGAGAGUGGCCGUGGUCACUGGUGUUAGCCGAGGAAUCGGACGCAGUAUCUGCCAACAGUUGGCCACAGGCCGCACUGGGCCGCUGGUGUUGUAUGCAGCCUCUCGGGCGGGUAAGCUGCCGGACUUGGGUCAUGCCCCUACCUCUCCGGCAGUUGAGGUGAUUCCCGUGUCGCUUACAAUUACCGAACAAGGCUCCGUCGAUGCCUUUGUCGCGAGAAUACGCGCUGAACAGGGUGGCUGUGAUGUACUCAUAAACAAUGCCGGCGUAUACCACUAUACUGAACACGCUUCGAAAGACCAACGCCAGGAAAUGUACGACACCAACUUCCACGGAACUGUGAGAGUCUGUCAAGGAAUGAUUCCCUUGAUGCGAAAGGGGGGUCGAAUUGUCAACCUAUCUUCACAGUCUGGGCAGCUGUUAUACAUGGCACCCCACCUUCGAAAGCUCUUUUUGGAACCUAAUGCCACCCUGGAUCAGAUAGGAGAGCUCCUGUCUACCUACGAGCGCCAUGUUGUCGCAGGACAGGCCGUGCGCCGUGGAUGGCCUAGUAUGGCCUACUUCCCGAGCAAGGCAGCUUUGAAUGCCGCCACCAGAAUCUUCGCCCGUGAUAACCCCGAUCUUCUGAUCAACUGCUGCUGCCCUGGCUGGGUCGACACUGAACUUGGAGGGCAGGCUGGCCGCCCGCCCAAAACACCAGAGCAAGGCGCCAUGAUUCCUCUCCACCUCGCCUUUGGUGAUAUCAACAACAUUAGCGGGCGCUACUGGGCAAAUGAUUCGGUGGCCGAUGUCGGGACGGGCAAGGUCCAGUUGUUCUAG
This is a messenger RNA of Xylaria bambusicola, 1185 nucleotides long. RefSeq lists its product as uncharacterized. Gene Ontology annotation, molecular function: oxidoreductase activity. Bases 355 to 1185 code for a protein of 276 amino acids. Lineage: Eukaryota; Fungi; Ascomycota; Sordariomycetes; Xylariales; Xylariaceae. The record is from RefSeq and is a predicted model, not a curated record. The transcript has 5 exons.